ACUGUACCAACAGCAGUGGUUUUUCCACAUCAAUACUUUUAUCCAAGUAACCUCACACGACAAUGGAAAGUCUACCUGGUGAAGACUGCCAUGGUAAACAUGGAGGUAGAAGAUAAUCGAACCGACAAUGGUGGAACCGGCGGAGAUAAGGGCUAACAUCAUGGAGGCGAUGUGGGAAUGGUAGGAGCAGAGGAGGUUGCAGGAACACCUGGCCUGCCAAGACCGCGGAUGGGAGAGGAAGAGGAGGAUGCAAACAAGAAUAGAUCGCCACCGCCAGCUCACACCAACUAUUGGCCGGAGGAAGAGCCGAUACGGAAGAUGUUGGCUAAUUGUUACAAGGUAGGCAUACUCCCCUCAGGAUGGGACAUCGGUGAACUUAAGGAAGAAGGAACCAAAGCGCACUUCACCCUCAAGCCUUCUUUGGAUGAGAUAAAAGUUAAGUGGUUGAAGGAGCGAACGGUUACCAUCAUUUUCCAAGAGGGAUCCAAGAAUUUGCCGAAGAAAAUCAAGGAGGACGUGAUACGGGCAUUCGAGGACAUUUGGCUGGGCGAGCACCGGUUCGAUCCUUCUAUAUCCAGGGGUAGGGUCCGCAUCGAGUCCAGCAACGUACUGUCGUAUGUUGCUAAGGAUAAGAAUGUGGCGGAAUGGAUGCUGGAAGAAAUGUCGAUGAGAGUAGCAUUGAAGCGAAGAUGGUACAAUAUUGCUUUUAAACCUUGGAUGACCAAAGUCGAGAUCCAAGAAGCUAGGCGGGAGGAGGCGAAUGACUAUUUUUGGAUUCGGGUCAUUGACGUCCCGAUUCACGCCUAUUGUUACUUGGAGUCAGCCGCAGAAAUGUCGAUCGGAGCAAUCCGAAAGGUCUAUCCCUCGAAGAAGGAAGCGCGAACACCGCAGUUAAUUAACGUUCAUAUGAAUAUUGCCAUCGAAUGUUUACCAAGACUGAAGGAGACCUUAUCGUUCACAACAUUUCAAGGGCAGGAGAUAGAGUUCCAGGUGACGAAUGCGCUGACGCCUUGGUGUAGCAAAUGUCAAAAAUACUUUCACUUGGCGGAUGUAGCAAAUGUCGAAAAUACUUUCACUCAGCGGAUCAGUGCACGCGUACCGGACGUAGAAGACCACCAAGUCCUACUCGAAGCUCAAGCAGUGAAAGCAACAGUACCAGAAGCCGUGCCUCCAACCAUCCAACUCCAAGUGAAGGCCGCGCACAGUCAUCCCAAGGGGGUUCGUCCCAUCAUGGCUCGACUCAUCAUGACUCCUCCCAGGGGGACGAACGACGCGUCCCGACUACCACCUCAAAUAGACAAGGGAGUAAGUCGGCAUCCGACAAGGGGAAGUUGGGACCUCCAGGAUCAACACCCCACGGAGCUCAACCACAAGACACUCAUCAACCAGGCACUGAGGAUCCCCACCAAGAGAAAAUCCAACAUAUAUGUCGGGCCCAGUGGCGGGUAUGGCGACCAGAGGGGUGAUGGGUCAAGGCCACGUGAGCCAAAGGAUGCAGGCAACUGUUGAAGAAAGUCAACCCACGCAGGUCGGAGGUCAAAAGAAGUCAGCGGCGGGAAAUUCUAGCGGUAUCAACAGCGGUCGGACGCCCGGAAGCAAAGCCAAGAAUAAGGCGCCGGAAGGGGCAGGGCCCUCCUUAAACAGCGGAGCGAAUGCAAGGGGGGAACUUACCCCCACGAAGCUUCGGAGGCGGUUAAGCGAGGACAUGGAGGAACUGAGAAUCAGGGAAGAAGAGAUUGGCGGAGAACCAUCAACUGCGUCGGUAGAAGCAACAGGCGGCCUCUCGAAGAACAAUCAAGAAGGCGCCAUGAA
Molecule: messenger RNA, 1812 nt
Organism: Chara braunii
Lineage: Eukaryota; Viridiplantae; Streptophyta; Charophyceae; Charales; Characeae
Source: the annotation of a GenBank genome assembly